CUAUCUCAUAUUUUUCUCUUUAUUAUCUCUUUCCAUUGUCAGAUCUUGAAGAAAAAAGGCUCAAGCUCCUUCCUCCAACGGCUAGAGCGUUGUGGGCCCAUCACAGUUGCAGUCCAGCUGAGGAACUCGCUGUCAGAGGUGAUCAGUAAGCUGCAGGCUUCCACCCCUCACUUUGUGGAGUGUGUGCGCCCCAACGCCAGUGGUCAGCCAGACAGUUUUGACAGCUUCCAUGUGUCUACCCAGCUGAAGUACAUCGGGGUACUGGAGAUGGUGCGCAUGAUUCGUUAUGGAUACCCUGUCCGCCUGUCCUUCCCAGGCUUCCUCAGCAGCUUCUUCUUUAAAUCUUACAAAUGAUGGAUGGCUCUGCUUCUUCUCUUUGUCUGCCUCAAUGAUCUUUGUUGUUCGGAUACUUUACGCACCCAGCAGGUCACUGUGAUCUCUGUCAGUUUAUGUAUGACAGGGCGAGCAGGUCAGAGUAAGCUGAA
Molecule: messenger RNA, 485 nt
Organism: Micropterus dolomieu (smallmouth bass)
Lineage: Eukaryota; Metazoa; Chordata; Actinopteri; Centrarchiformes; Centrarchidae
Product: unconventional myosin-XVI-like
Exons: 3
Biological process (GO): phosphatidylinositol 3-kinase/protein kinase B signal transduction; neuron projection morphogenesis; negative regulation of G1/S transition of mitotic cell cycle
Cellular component (GO): perinuclear region of cytoplasm; nucleoplasm; myosin complex
Molecular function (GO): cytoskeletal motor activity; protein phosphatase binding; ATP binding
Source: RefSeq, a predicted model, not a curated record